This is a messenger RNA of Striga asiatica, 2302 nucleotides long. The record is from the annotation of a GenBank genome assembly. NCBI's taxonomy places the organism in Eukaryota, Viridiplantae, Streptophyta, Magnoliopsida, Lamiales, Orobanchaceae.
AUGCAGUUAAUGGGGAACGCUCGAACCCCAUUGGCUGAAAACUCGUGGAGCCAUCUGGAAGCGACACGUCAGACCAGCCUAGGAACACUCUGGAUUUUUCCUCUUAACGCCCGGGAAAUCUAUUAUUUAGACCCCCAAAUUACCGCUAAAACAGAGCCUUCCCUUUCACAGUUGGAUACAAAAGUGCAGGUACACAAACUCCAUCGCUGGAAUCGAAUUUAUACAGAGUUAAUCAUGAAAAACCGGUCGGCGCUGCCAUGGAUUGCCGUCGGAUUGACGUUUCUUCUCCUCGCGGACUGCAAAAAGGCCGACCCAUAUAAGGUGUUGGGGGUUGAUCGGAGUGCAAGUCAGCGUGAAAUUCAGAAAGCCUUUCACAAGCUAUCACUACAAUACCAUCCUGACAAGAACAAAAACAAGGGUGCGCAAGAAAAAUUUGCAGAAAUUAAUAACGGUAUGGCCACUUCCUCUUUUGUUACUCUUAACACAUACGACAUAUUAUCUGAUGAACAGAAGAGGAAGAAUUAUGAUCUCUAUGGGGAUGAAAAGGGUACCCCUGGAUUUGAAGCCGGUGAUCCUGGAAAUGAAGGCGGAUACAGAAGCUACUUCACCAGUGGAGGACCAGGACAAAGUGGGUUUAGUUUCAGGCCAGGUGACUGGCAGAAUAUGGGCGGUGGGCAAGACGGCUCAAGAUCGUUCUCGUUUUCUUUCGGAGGUCCUGCUUCGGGCAAGCAAAGCUCGUUUGGUUUUGGCUUUGAUGAUAUCUUCUCCAACUUUUUCAGUGGUGGUGGUGGUGGUGAUGCUGGUGGUAAAUUUUCUGGUUCACACCGCUCAAGCAGGUCUCAGUACGGAAAUAGGCACUCCUCUAAGAGCAUACCAUCUGUAAAUUCUCAAAUUUACAGGAAAGAGAUAGUUGAUGGUGGGAUGACGUGGCUAUUAUUAGUUUACACACCCAAUCUCCAAGGGAUCCAAUAUUAUGAAUCCGUUGCAGAGGAAGUUGCCACCUCACUUCAGGGAGCAUUGAAGGUAGGGACCUUAAAUUGUGAAUCCGAAAAGUCCUUAUGCAAGGAGCUUGGGGUGUAUCCUCGAAGAGAACCGAGAUUCUAUAUUUACUCAUUUGGGUCUAGUGGAAAAGGUUCAUUGGUAGAAUAUGAUGGUGAUUUGGAAGUAAAAUCUUUGAAGAGCAUUUCUCAGGAGCAUCUACCCAGAAUCUCGAAGCGUGUAAAUUUGAAUAAUUUAAACGUUGCAUCUGGGGGUGGGAGUCUACCCAAAGUGUUGCUCUUGUCCACAAAGAAAAACACUCCCGUUAUUUGGCGUGCACUAAGUGGCUUGUAUCGCAAGCGUUUUAUCUUCUAUGAUGCUGAGGUUCGUGAUGUUUCAGACUCCUCUGUGAGGGAAUUAGGCAUUGAUUCACUUCCUGCGAUCGUUGGUUGGCUAUCAAAUGGGGAAAAGCAAGUUAUCAAAUCCGGCAUUUCUGUAAAAGAUAUGAACUCUGCUAUUCAAGAUCUCAGCAAAUUGCUCGACAAUUUUGAGAAGAAGAAUAAGAAGGCAGCUUCCAAGAAAGAUCAAACCGAGUCUGGAGAGAGGAACAUACCACUGCUUACAGCAUCGAAUUUUAACGAAAUUUGUGAUGAGAAAGUACCCGUCUGUUUAAUUGGGGUCUUCAGGUCAUCGAUAACAAAGGACAAGCUACAGAAGAUAUUGCAAUCUGUGUCUCAAAAAUCAUUUUCUAGGCGGCUGAGUUCGAACUCGGGACCAAGAGACUCGGUUGCCUAUGCUCUUUUGGAUGCUUCAAAACACCAAUCAUUUCUAAAUACAUUUGACAAGUCGGGAUUCAAGUCAUCAGAUAUGCUCUUGUUGGCCUACAAACCAAAGAGAGGAACAUAUGCUACGUCUCGUGAUAAAAUAACCGAAGAAACAGCCGAGAGGUUCAUUAGCUCGGUACUCAAUGGCGACGUACAAUUUUCAAAGACUAGACAGAAACCGAACCUGAAAUAACCUGUUGUAUAUUUUUAUAUCCGAGCGUGGACCUAAUUUACGGUUCUAACCGGGUUCUUGAAAGGCGAUGUGCAUAAGUCAUCAGUAUCUAUCCUGAGGAAAGAUUUGCUUAGUGGAGGUAAAAAUUAAGUCUCCAUUUUGAUAUAGGUUGUUAUAUUGCAUAAAUGAUUAUGGUCCUUAUGAAGUGGGGAACAUUUUUGUCAGUAGGGUUUACUGGAAUUUUUUCAUCAGUAAGGUUAGAUUUCUUUGUAUAUUAUGGAAUUACACUGGUAUAUAUAUACAUGUGAAUAAUGCAAGUUAUAUGUUA